Parathielavia appendiculata is the source of this 1248-nucleotide messenger RNA. RefSeq names its product cytidine deaminase-like protein. The transcript has 2 exons. The record is from RefSeq and is a predicted model, not a curated record. Gene Ontology annotation, cellular component: nucleus; cytoplasm. Gene Ontology annotation, molecular function: tRNA-specific adenosine-34 deaminase activity. Bases 1 to 1248 code for a protein of 415 amino acids. NCBI's taxonomy places the organism in Eukaryota, Fungi, Ascomycota, Sordariomycetes, Sordariales, Chaetomiaceae.
AUGGAUGAAGAUGGCAGGUCUCUCAAGAGAUCGCUUGCCGCCCAGGAUCCGAUUGUUCGGGAGCUUAUCCAGGACGAGAUUGAGCAUGGCGUGCUUAUUCCGCUAAAGACGACUCUCGAAUUGCGGGAUGACUAUCAAACAGGCCGCGUCUUGAUUACCCGCACGCCGACCAAAUCGGCCAAUCCAGCCAUCCUUUUGCUACGCAGUCUGCUACCAGAUGAAAUCAUUAAGGGUGUCCCUCAUCUACGCAGAUGCGCCAAGCCGUCGGACUUGCCUGCCCACCUCAAGGCGCAAUUCAUGAACGAAUCCCCGCAAAGCCGGCAGAUACACACGGGCAAGUCGAACUGGAUCUACAUAAUCGUCGGCCCCGAGAAUAUGCUCAAUCGCGAUGAGGUCAUCCGAGCGCUGUCCACGGUGGAAGGCAUGGAGGAGGAGGUGUUCCUUCGGAGUAUCCCAGUCCCGAUGGUAUCUCCGACAUCACAGGUUCAGGCUGCCAUGUGGUCGCAGCAUUUCUGGCCAUCCCUGUACCGGAAGAACAACCCGCUGGGACCGCAUCCCUCCAUGAUCGCCCGCCAGACGGACGAGAUUGCAGACGAUGCCGCAAUUUGGAUGGCGCUGGCACACAAGGUAGCCCGGCAGUCCCACGAGGCAGGCUACGGCGAGCCUAUGGGCGCCUGCAUCAUCCAAAGGGGCGAGGGCAAAACAACGGUUGUUGCUCUGUCUGGCGAUUGUCGGUGGCGCCACCAAGGGAAGGUUGGAUUAUGCACUGGGAAUCCCAUGGCACAUGCAGCCAUGCGCGCAAUCAGCGUCGUGGCGCAAAAGCUCGUCCGAGCUGAAAACAGAAAGACGCAGACCCGGCAGGCCCCCAUUCUCGAGUUUGAAGCCUUCCAGGACAGCCCCAUUCUCGAAGACGAAAAGAAGGUCUUCGAGUUGGAGCACCCGAACCCCGACGGCUACCUCUGCCACGGGCUUGAGAUGUACCUCACUCACGAGCCAUGCGUCAUGUGCUCGAUGGCCAUUCUUCACUCGCGCAUGGGCAAAAUCGUCUUCCGUCAUCGUAUGCCGCUGACGGGCGGGCUCUGCGCCGAGGAUCGCGGCCAUGGUCAUCCCUCGCUCAAGGGCGCCGAUGGCGGCCGCGGGCUCGGCCUGUUCUGGCGCCGCGAGCUGAACUGGAGCAUGGUCGCCUGGGAGUGGGAGUCGAGCGGCUGCUUGAAACCACUCCGGGUGGACAAGGCGAUCCAUGCCUAG